Molecule: messenger RNA, 2552 nt
Organism: Scomber japonicus (chub mackerel)
Lineage: Eukaryota; Metazoa; Chordata; Actinopteri; Scombriformes; Scombridae
Gene: b3galnt2
Product: beta-1,3-N-acetylgalactosaminyltransferase 2
Exons: 12
Coding region: 135-1622 (495 amino acids)
Cellular component (GO): membrane
Molecular function (GO): hexosyltransferase activity
Source: RefSeq, a predicted model, not a curated record
CCGGCGGAGAGCUGCGGAGCUGAAAUGAAGCGCACACACGGAGCAGCUCACACCGUGUAGUGGCGAGCGGCUCAGGAAGAGGCUCCACGCCGCUAAAGCUGAAGGCUGCUCCGGCUGAAUGAAGGGCUCCGUCCAUGCGGAGGCUAGCGCUCAUUCUGCUGCCCUGUGCUGUCGCCGUCCUGGUGCACUUGUGGUUGGCACAACGACCCUCCUCCACCCCGCUGGACAACAACACACACUCCGAUGAAGUGUUACCUUUCUAUGAAGUUCUGGUGGGAGUGCUGUCAGCAAGACACCAUUAUGAGCUGCGACAAGCGAUAAGGGAGACCUGGCUGGGCUACCUCCGAGAUCACCCCCACUUCCAGCACAGAGUGGGGGUGAAGUUUAUCGUCGGCGAACAUGGGUGUCCCAUUCCAGAGGAGGACAGAGAGGAUCCGUACUCCUGCUCUCUCCUGAACGUCACCGAGCCAGUGACAGGGCAGGAUGCAGAGAUGGAAAUUGUGACGGUGUCUGAUCCCUCGGUACUCGUCCCCUCCGAUGUGUCAGCCAUCGCCCUGGAUUUCAAGGUCCUCCACCCAGUGGUGAUCACCAGGUUAGGGGUGUUUCCCAGCGGGAGCCAGCCUGAGCUACAGAGCAACGUGACCGUGAAACUUCUGCAGCUGGAUCAAGAGGAGGCAGUGGUUACUGCUCGCUUCAGUGCCAUCAGCACAGGGACUCUCGUGAAGGGGAUGUGGUAUAAACCAGUGGAGCAGUUCAUCUUGCCUAAGGGUUUUGAGGGGACGCUGGUGUGGGAGAGUUUGGAUUCAGCUGGACUGACCACAGUCAACUCCUCCUCUGUGCAGCUCAAUGACGGAGGAGGCGUCCUCAAGAUCUCCUCUAUCGCAGAGGGCAUUUUGCCUCACAGAAGUGCUCUUGGAUUUCCCGGUUUGGCUGGAGGGUUCACAUUUACUAUUUACGAUGGAGACGGUCUGUCUAGGUUCCUGCGGGGCCGACCAGCCAGGAUGGAGCACCAUGCCUCCGGGCUAAGGCAGGAGGAUGCCGCCUUGCAGCAGGAGAGCCUCAGGCAUGGCGACAUGGUGUUCGUAGAUGUGGUAGACACCUACAGGAACGUGCCUUCCAAACUGCUUCGGUUCUAUAAAUGGUCUGUAGGAAACGCUGACUUUAAUCUGCUCCUGAAGACGGAUGAUGAUUGUUACAUCGAUGUGGACUCAGUAUUAAUGAAGAUUGACCACAAGGGUCUAAGGCGCAGCAAUUUCUGGUGGGGAAAUUUCAGGCAGAGCUGGGCAGUGGAUCGCAUUGGGAAGUGGCAGGAGCUGGAGUACGCUAGUCCAGCCUACCCAGCGUUUGCCUGCGGCUCGGGCUAUGUGGUCUCACAUGACCUGGUCCAGUGGCUCGCCAGUAAUGCAGAGAAACUAAAGGCCUACCAGGGAGAAGAUGUGAGCAUGGGGAUAUGGAUGGCAGCUGUUGGACCACAGAAAUAUCAGGACCCCGGCUGGCUCUGUGAGAAAGAGUGCUACCUGGACAUGCUGUCGUCUCCCCAACAUACGGCCGAGGAGCUGCACGUCCUCUGGGACAGGAAGAGGGCCUGCGGAGACCCAUGCGGUUGUUCCUGGGGUCACUAAAUCUGGCUCACACCACACUCAGCACGUGGCACCGUGGGUAAAACGCACUCAACACUGGUUGUCAGUUCAGUUCCCAUGGUUUCCUUUAAACCCUAAACUGAAACUGAGAGUUUCAUCACUUGUUAUUAUAUGACAUAAUCACAGAUUUUUGAAAUGUGGGACUUUGUGUUGGGAAAAAAAGAGUCUAUAAAUAUUUGAGAUUCCGUCGCAGGGUCUUAAUAUUUACACAAAUAUCAACAGAAAUCAUUUAAAGCUUCAGAAUGUGUUUUUAAAAGAAGUCACAUUUAGCUGUAGCGUAAUGUCUUUGUAUCAUGAGCUCAGAUAUCAAAUUUUAGAGUAAAUUUAUCGAAACAUCAAAUUAGUGGAGUGAAAAAUGACUCUGGAUCAAAGUUGAGAUGUUUUAAGUUAUGUGAUCACUGACAGUGAUGGGAGGAAGAAAAACAUGCACUACCAGCAUGUGAUGGUUAUCAUGUACAGAAACAUUGCUCUAAGACUUGAGUACUUUGUAAUAUUAUAAUUAUUGGUACUCUGAUACUUGACAGACUUAAACCUUUUGGUUUAAAUGGGAAAUGUCAUGCUGAUUUGAAGAUGUUUGCUUUACAUUGCUAUUUUUUGUAAAUUAUAAUCUCAAGCUUUUCAUCCUCUCCACUAUUUGUAGAUUUAUGAUGAGCUUUCUCACAAACACACAGUUUGUACUGUAACUGUCAUUGUGCAAAUAGUGUUGUGGCCUUAUGUAUCUGUUCAGCGUCAUUCGUAUGUUAACACUUGUGAUAAAAAUGAACAAAACACAGAUUUUAAUUGGACAGAUCCAUGUAUUUGCAACCCUAAUUUUUGGAACUUGAUCAAGCAGUCAGAGUGACUGUGAAAUAGUGUUGUUAGUUUAACACUGAUUUUAUGAAACCCUCCUCACAGGUAAUAAAGAACACUAAA